This is a messenger RNA of Penaeus vannamei (Pacific white shrimp), 664 nucleotides long. NCBI's taxonomy places the organism in Eukaryota, Metazoa, Arthropoda, Malacostraca, Decapoda, Penaeidae. The record is from RefSeq and is a predicted model, not a curated record.
AUGUGGGUGGCGCCCAUGCUCGAUCUGAAGGACAACCGUGGCGAGGCGUGUGCCAUGCUGGACGCCUGUCAAGGUUCGAGCUACUUCGAGACCGAACUGCGCGCGCCCAGAAUUGCGAAGACAACGUGUUCUCAACAACCGAGCUUCCUUUGGCGUGUUCACCCACCACCUCUUGUUCCUCUUGACGAGAUCAACGAAUCCACAGCUCACACCAAUGGCUACUUGAGGUUCUUACAGUAUGUCAACUCCUUGCCCGACGUCUACCUCGUGUCAAUGGACCGCGUGUUGGAGUGGAUGAAGGACCCGCUGCCCGUCAUGGAUCUCGGGUCACACCCUGCCUUCACCUGCCCGACCUUUGACCCCGAAUCGGACUGUCCCGACCCGAUCACGUGCGAGUACCAGGAAGGCCUGCCCGACCCCGGCCUGAAGGAGGUCCUGAUGACCAUGUGCAGCCGCCCGUGCCCCAAGAACUUCCCUUGGCUCGGGAACAUCGACGGCAAUUGAGGUCAUCUCGAAGCCCGGCUGGGUCAGGUCCUCGUGCUGGGAAGCGGGGACUACCCAACGAAGAGAUAAUAAAAUGAUUGAUUAAGAAUCUUGGGACUUUUCGUUAUAAUUCAGAUGCAUACAUGUCAAGGACUAAUAUAUUCAAUGAGAAAGUUUUGUU